Messenger RNA from Anolis sagrei ordinatus, 1816 nucleotides. Its product is annotated as dipeptidase 2-like. The record is from RefSeq and is a predicted model, not a curated record. Lineage: Eukaryota; Metazoa; Chordata; Lepidosauria; Squamata; Anolidae. Gene Ontology annotation, biological process: proteolysis. Gene Ontology annotation, molecular function: metallodipeptidase activity.
AAGGGAGUCGUGGCAAGGAACCCAAUGUGACCUCCAAUGUGUCAGAGAUGAUAUUAAAGGGGCCAAGCGGCUCCCUCUUAAUCUUUCCCAGUCAUCUGUCAUCGUGUGACGUAAGGCCGCAGCAGAAGCACCGUUCCACCAAGUUUUUCUUCUUGCUGCAAAACACAUCCUUGCUGUUGGCCAGAGUUUGUGGCAGAUCAACAACAAAAAAAACCCCACACCUGACAUCUCCAUAUUAGCCAUCUCCGUUUGGUAUACCUCUUCGUGGACCCCAUGAAGGAUCGGCUAAAAAUGCUUUUGUGGCUUCUGUUCCUAGUUGCUGUCAUUUUGGGAUCUGAUGGUGAUACAGGCUUGAGGAAGAAAGCCCUUGAGCUGAUGAAGCAAGCCCCACUAAUUGAUGGACACAACGACUUGCCACUGAAGCUGAGAUGGUGGUACCAAAACAAGCUGAACAACAUUAACCUGAGGACACUCAACACCACAGCCACCAACAUCAGGAAGCUCAAGGCUGGCCAUGUUGGUGUUCAGUUUUGGUCAGUGUACGUUCUCUGCGGCGCACAGAACAAAGAUGCCGUGCGCUUAACGCUGGAGCAGAUUGAUGUUGUCAAGCGGAUGUGCGGAGCCUAUGAAGAAUUUGAAUUUGUGACAUCUUCUCAAGGCAUUGCUGAUAUGGACAGUGAAAAGAUAGCAUGUCUCAUAGGCAUCGAAGGAGGGCACUCCAUUGACAGCAGCCUUGCGACUCUGAGAAUGUUUUACGACCUGGGCGUUCGGUACAUGACACUGACGCACACUUGCAACACUCCCUGGGCCGAAACAUCAACAAAGCAACUCCACCAUUUUUAUCCUUCCACUCGGGGCUUGAGCAGCUUUGGCAAAGAGGUGGUGAAGGAGAUGAACCGACUCGGGAUGAUGAUCGACUUAUCCCACACAUCGGACAGGACAGCAAGGGACGCUCUCAAAUUCUCCAAAGCCCCGGUCAUUUUCAGCCACUCUUCAGCCUUCUCCGUUUGCAACCACUCAAGGAAUGUUCCAGACGAUCUUCUGGAAGACCUGAAAAACAACCAUGGGAUCAUAAUGGUGACCUUCCCAACCAAGUUUUUGGCCUGUGAUAACCAACCAGUUGACGUUUCUACAGUUGCAGAUCACUUGGACUACAUAAAGAAGGUUGCAGGCCCAACUUCAAUAGGAAUUGGUGGUGACUACGAUGGAGAAGAUAAAUUUCCAGUGGGUUUGGAGGACGUUUCCAAAUACCCAGUUUUGAUCGAGGAACUGCUCAGGAGGAACUGGACGGAGGAGGAGCUGAAAGCCGUUUUGCGGGAGAACUUCCUCCGUGUUUUCCAGGAAGUGGAAAAGGUGCGGAAGGAGAGUCUGUCCCUGAAUGCAAGUGAAGUGGAAAUCGCUCCGGGAGAAGUCCGGCACCCCUGCCGCUUAGACCUGGUUCCCCCAAUGCCCCGGAGCAUCCCUUCCAAUGGAUUACCUUUGAGAGGGCAACUGAGUAACAUCAUGGUCAUGGCUGCCAUGUAUGUCAUGCUACACUGAAACUAUCUCAGGAAAGAGAACAUACAUUGGUUCCUGGAUGGAGGCCAGUUUGUUCAGAAGCUCCAAAUGCAAUGUAACCAGAUGGCCCAGGAAGUGGAACUUGAUCAGCAACCUCCAUCUCAAUGUUUACCUUUAGUAAAAUCAUGGGAGACGCAUGCAUGAUGCACUUGGAUCAGCAACAGAACAACCCUAAGUGGAUGCAAGUUCCAUUCAGUUCAAAGACUGAAUUUAAGUUCUAAUACAUUAUUGAGGGUUGCACAUCUGUAGGGUUAGGGAC